Aplysia californica (California sea hare) is the source of this 3522-nucleotide messenger RNA. Its product is annotated as MAP kinase-activated protein kinase 2. Gene Ontology annotation, molecular function: calcium-dependent protein serine/threonine kinase activity; mitogen-activated protein kinase binding; ATP binding. Gene Ontology annotation, biological process: intracellular signal transduction; protein autophosphorylation; peptidyl-serine phosphorylation. The record is from RefSeq and is a predicted model, not a curated record. Gene Ontology annotation, cellular component: nucleus; cytoplasm. Lineage: Eukaryota; Metazoa; Mollusca; Gastropoda; Aplysiida; Aplysiidae. The coding region runs from base 114 to 1187 and encodes 357 amino acids. The transcript has 10 exons.
UCAUUUCCUGGUCUAAAUAUCCGGUUUGGGCUCUUGUGACAUCGUUUGUGAGGUAGCUGUGUUACUAUUUCACAAUCGUGUAUUGAAAAGACGUUGACAUUUUCGCUUCAAAUAUGAUGGGACAAGGAUAUAUGAAACCUUUGCAAGCAAAGAAACACCCGAUUUCAGACGAUUACAGAUUGACGGGAAGUGUUCUAGGCCUCGGCAUAAAUGGAAAAGUGCACGAGUGUUACCACAGAUCUUCACAACAAAAAUACGCAUUGAAGGUCUUAAAAGAUGUUCCAAAAGCCAGACGAGAAGUAGAUCUGCACGUCAGGGCUUGCCAAGGAUGUGAUCACAUUGUUAGAAUUCAUGAUGUCUAUGAGAAUAAUUAUUCGGGGCAAAGAUGUCUUCUUGUUGUAAUGGAAUGUAUGGAAGGAGGGGAACUCUUCACAAGAAUUCAGGAAAGAGCAGACACAGCAUUUACAGAGAGAGAGGCAGCAGGGGUCAUCAGAGACAUUGCAAAGGCCAUCUAUCAUCUUCAUUCCAUGGGCAUCGCACACAGAGACCUUAAGCCUGAAAAUUUGUUGUAUUCAGACAAAACAGAGAAAGGUGUUCUCAAGCUAACAGACUUUGGUUUUGCAAAGGAAAUCGGGCAGCAGAAAUCAUUGCAGACACCUUGUUACACUCCAUACUAUGUUGCACCUGAGGUCUUGGGCCCGGAGAAAUAUGACAAGUCUUGUGAUAUGUGGUCAUUAGGGGUCAUCAUGUAUAUACUGUUGUGUGGGUACCCCCCCUUCUACAGCAAUCACGGUGCGGCAAUUUCUCCAGGUAUGAAGAAGAGGAUCAGGAAUGGGCAGUAUGAGUUCCCCAACCCUGAGUGGAGUCGUGUCAGUCCGGAAGCGAAAGACCUUAUCAGAGGGUUAUUGAGGACUGAUCCAGAUAAGAGGUUGACUAUUAUGCAAGUUAUGCAAAACAAAUGGGUGUCGGAUAACACCUUAGUGCCGCAAACGCCGCUGAUGUCUGCCCAAGUAUUGAAAGAGGAAGAAGACGUGUGGAUGGAUGUUCAGGAGGAGAUGACAAAUGCCUUAGCUACCAUGCGUGUUGACUAUGACCAUGUUGUUAACAUUAAAAACCUGCAACAGUCCAACAACCCUCUGCUGAAGAAGAGAAUGAAGCAAGUUCCAGAUGGUGCGGCAGCUAUGUAGAGCUUGAAUGGAAGUAACAACUGCCUCGCUAUCGAUUCUUCUUGCAUUGUAUAAGUUAGAUUGCUCUCAGUCACUUGCAAAUGGAUGGAAUAAGGAAUCGGUUGUAUUUUUUUCUCCUUCCUUUGGGAGGGAAAGGUGCAAUUUGAGCAGCGGAGUGUGGUGUGAAAGGUCUUUUGUAUGUGGUGUAUUAUGAGUGACUGUCAGUUGCACAAGUAAUAGGCUACAUUAUCAUCUUUUUUCUUCUUCUCAUAGCUUCCAAUCAAAGUAUAAUAUGCCUAUGAGCCUAUUUAAUUACUGAUGAUGUAAUAGUGGAAAAAUGUACAGAUCUAAGCUUGUUUUGUGUCACUACGCCAAGAUAUUAGACCAAAGGGGAAAAGACAUCAUUUCUUUUUCCUUUUGAUUUAAGUGUGUCAUUUUGGUACGUUAUGCAGUCUGCGUUUUUGUUUCUUCUUAGCUCACAUUUAGAAUUAUUUGUUGAUUUAUGACAGUCUAAAGACAUUAUUGGUACAGGCAGUGAUUGUGCGAGAUGUAUGAUUUUUGUUCUUCUAUUUUACGAAAUGUAAUGAUAAUUUACUCAACUUGUAAGAAAUUUUAUAAGUUUCCCAAAUGCCACUUCGUUUAUUAGAAUCACCAUGGGUUCCUUUUGUUGUGAUAUCUACCUGUUAUUGUCAUUUUUUACUUGAUUUUUACAAAUUGUUGUUCAUGCCUCUUUACUUAAUCAGUAAAAUACACCCUUUGAAAAGCACAAGGACCUCCUUUUUGUGCUUUCAUCAUUUGCCAAGCCUCUGUCUACCUUAUAGAGUUUGGACACAUGAUCUUUUAGAACACCUGUUGUCGUGGGGAUGUGUCCUGAUGAAUAAAGCAAUUGUUGCUCUCGUGAUAGUUUAGACCGAUUAUUGACAGCCGGAAUGUGUGACCAAGUCUGCAUUGCAAUGGUCGUUUUUUUUUUUUUUUGUGUCUUGUGUUACUCACAUUAUUUUACUUUGAGACCUGUUGAUGGAGAACGGGUUCUGACCAGUUUAAGCUUCCACUCCUUGCUUUCCACCUUUACUGCCACCAUGGUGUGGUUUUCCAUUUGAGUUAAUACUGAUGACUCGAAGUGCCUAACUAGUGUGUAGUUCUUUCAGAAAUGUAUGUCUUUUUGGAAAAUUUGUGCUUUGAAAAGUGAAUUAACUAAACACAUGAGAUAGUUACUGUUAUUUUUUUUCUUGAAGAAAUGUUGAAUUUCAGUGGAUAUAUAUGAUAUACAGAAUGACAGUGUAGGUGAUAUGUGUUCAUCGGAUAUUAUUCGAGGGGGGGGGGGGACACUUUUUGGGGGAUAACCAUUGUUAUGGUUUUGGCUUAAGUUUUUUUUUCUUCUGUGAAAUGUCAAUAUACAUGGUUACGAGUCUGUCCUAAGAUGGAAGUCCGUCCUCUGGAUGUCAGUGAAGACUAUUCUGUCUGGCAGAUUUUGGGUUGAGGCAAACCUGUGUGUUAGCAGCAUGUGUUAUUUUGUUGUUGUUAUUACUAGAUGACUUUUGGAUUUCUUAAAUAGGCUUGAAAAGCCAGUCUCUCGCAGUCGCAAAGACUUUUUGUUAUACAUGUUGGCCUUAUUGUUUAUGUUGCCACUGUUAUGUACGUGUGUGGUGGGGGAUACAUAGAAAAGGGAGAACCUGACUUGUUUCUUGUGGGACUGGACAGGGGUAGGUGAGAGUUAGUGGUGAUGAGUUAUGUAGCCCAUCGACAGGCACCGCCACUUCUGGGCCAUCUGUUCUUUGGUGUGUUAUUAUUGGCAGACAGUACCACUGCUCCGAUCUAGCUGUGAGUUGGUGGAGUUUUUAUGUUUGUGUUGUUGUUGUUGUCAGUGUGAAAGCAUUUGAGUUAAAUGGAAAGAAGUUAAGAACAAAGCCUGUAAAAUCCAAGGUUGUAUUCAAAGCAGCAGUUUGGGCCGUCAAUGUAACAAGAAAACACUACCCAAACUCUGUAGGAGAGAGAGUACAGUUUUAGAGUUACAGCUUAGAGGAAGAUGGGUUCAUGUUGAAACAGUACGAGUCGCAACUUGGAGAAACCCUUUUUUUCCUGACGACAGAACUUGGAACUUUUUUUAUGGCUAUUAGCUGUAAUCAUCAUCUAUGAUUGUAUUCUUGGUUUGUGUAUACAUUUACAUUCUUUACGGCAUGACAGGAAGUGAGUAUGUUUGGGAGUGAAUGAGAGAGAGAGAGAGAGAGAAAUUAUUUUGUGUUGCAGAAAUUAGUGUAAGCACACUGUCAAAUUCCUUUACAAAUGGAAAAUGUCAAGUUUGUCUUAUGUCUUAUCUUGUCAUUUCCUAAUACAAGACCUGAAAAGAAAUUUUCCA